CCCAGAAAUUCUACCCAAGCUGCCUCAGCACCAUGUACCGAGCACUUCGGCUCCUCGCGCGCUCGCGUCGCCUCGUGCGGGCUCCAGCCGCAGCCUUAGCUUCGGCUCCCGGCUUGGGUGGCGCGGCCGUGCCCUCGUUUUGGCCUCCGAACGCGGCUCGAAUGGUGAGCGCAGGCCGCAAUCCCCCGGCCUCCCCGCAGUGACCUUCAGCCCUCCUGCCUGCCGGCCUGGGCGCCCGCGACUUGGCGGGAGAGAUUCCCCGGGCGUCCGGGCCGCGCCAGACUCUGGGCUCAGCGCCCGUGCCGGCGUGGCGGGCCUCCCGGCCUCGGGACGCCUCUUCCAGCGCAGGGAUGGAGCCGCAGCCCGGGAGAGCGCUUGGGGAGGGACGGCGGCUGUCAGAGAGGAUCCUACUGGGCUCGCUCCCGGCGCCUCCUCGGAGCCGUCCGUGGCGGGCCGAGGCCGGGGCGUUUUGGGGUAACUUCGCUGCUGCUGGCGCGCAGGCCCCCAGCCCUGGGGCGCUGCCCUCAAGGACAGUGCCGGCGUGGGCGGAGGGUGCUGGGAGAGGGGCAGCUCCCGCACCGUCCUGCCCCACAGCUGGGCCUUGCUGGCCGGACGCUGGCCGCCUGUGCAUCUAGUGGUUUCUGAACUGUGGUUUGUUUCGCCAAGGGGCACUGCACUGCUUUCAGGCCCUCCAGGCAAGCCAAAAUUCCUUCCGGAUAGAAUAUGAUACCUUUGGUGAACUAAAGGUGCCAAAUGAUAAGUAUUAUGGCGCCCAGACCGUGAGAUCUACGAUGAACUUUAAGAUUGGAGGUGUGACAGAACGCAUGCCAACCCCAGUUAUUAAAGCUUUUGGCAUCUUGAAGCGAGCGGCCGCUGAAGUAAACCAGGAUUAUGGUCUUGAUCCAAAGAUUGCUAAUGCAAUAAUGAAGGCAGCAGAUGAGGUAGCUGAAGGUAAAUUAAAUGAUCAUUUUCCUCUCGUGGUAUGGCAGACUGGAUCGGGAACUCAGACAAAUAUGAAUGUAAAUGAAGUCAUUAGCAAUAGAGCAAUUGAAAUGUUAGGAGGUGAACUUGGCAGCAAGAUACCUGUGCAUCCCAACGAUCAUGUUAAUAAAAGCCAGAGCUCAAAUGAUACUUUUCCCACAGCAAUGCACAUUGCUGCUGCAAUAGAAGUUCAUGAAGUACUGUUACCAGGACUACAGAAGUUACAUGAUGCUCUUGAUGCAAAAUCCAAAGAGUUUGCACAGAUCAUCAAGAUUGGACGUACUCAUACUCAGGAUGCUGUUCCACUUACUCUUGGGCAGGAAUUUAGUGGUUAUGUUCAACAAGUAAAAUAUGCAAUGACAAGAAUAAAAGCUGCCAUGCCAAGAAUCUAUGAGCUCGCAGCUGGAGGCACUGCUGUUGGUACAGGUUUAAAUACUAGAAUUGGCUUUGCAGAAAAGGUUGCUGCAAAAGUGGCUGCACUUACAGGCUUGCCUUUUGUCACUGCUCCAAAUAAAUUUGAAGCUCUGGCUGCUCAUGACGCUCUGGUUGAGCUCAGUGGAUCCAUGAACACUACUGCCUGCAGUCUGAUGAAGAUAGCAAAUGAUAUUCGAUUUUUGGGUUCUGGUCCUCGGUCAGGUCUGGGAGAACUGAUCUUGCCUGAAAAUGAACCGGGAAGCAGUAUCAUGCCAGGCAAGGUGAACCCUACUCAGUGUGAAGCAAUGACCAUGGUUGCAGCCCAAGUCAUGGGGAACCAUGUUGCUGUCACUGUCGGAGGCAGCAAUGGACAUUUUGAGUUGAAUGUUUUCAAGCCAAUGAUGAUUAAAAAUGUGUUACACUCAGCCAGGCUGCUGGGGGAUGCUUCAGUUUCCUUUACAGAAAACUGCGUGGUGGGAAUCCAGGCCAAUACAGAAAGGAUCAACAAGCUGAUGAAUGAGUCUCUAAUGUUGGUGACAGCUCUCAAUCCUCAUAUAGGGUAUGACAAGGCAGCAAAGAUCGCUAAGACAGCACACAAAAACGGAUCAACCUUAAAGGAAACUGCUAUCAAACUUGGCUAUCUCACAGCAGAGCAGUUUGACGAAUGGGUAAAACCUAAGGACAUGCUGGGUCCAAAGUGAUUUACAUAAAUUUAUAAUGAAAAUAAACAUGUAUAAAAUUUAAAAAAA
Pan troglodytes (chimpanzee) is the source of this 2144-nucleotide messenger RNA. It is a transcript of the gene FH, whose product is annotated as fumarate hydratase. Gene Ontology annotation, molecular function: fumarate hydratase activity. The record is from RefSeq and is a predicted model, not a curated record. Gene Ontology annotation, biological process: tricarboxylic acid cycle; fumarate metabolic process; malate metabolic process. Bases 792 to 2096 code for a protein of 434 amino acids. The transcript is spliced from 10 exons. NCBI's taxonomy places the organism in Eukaryota, Metazoa, Chordata, Mammalia, Primates, Hominidae. Gene Ontology annotation, cellular component: mitochondrion.